Molecule: messenger RNA, 3994 nt
Organism: Terrapene triunguis (Three-toed box turtle)
Lineage: Eukaryota; Metazoa; Chordata; Testudines; Emydidae
Product: zinc finger and SCAN domain-containing protein 20-like
Exons: 5
Coding region: 42-1103 (353 amino acids)
Source: RefSeq, a predicted model, not a curated record
CCCAUCGCUGGCUGCAGCCAGAGACCCGCACCAAGGAGCAGAUGUUGGAGCUGCUGGUUCUUGAGCAGUUCCUGAACCUCCUGCCUGAGGAAAUGCAGAGCUGGGUGCGGGAGCGUGGCCCAGAGAGUGGCCAGGAGGCCGUGGCCCUGGCAGAGGAUUUCCAACUUGUUCCCCAGAAGCCCGGAUGGCAGCCCCAGGCGCGGGUGCCAGCCCAGGAAGGGGCCAGGGAUGUCGGUGCAGCGCAGCGGGCCCUGUUGGCUGAGCGGCAGAGGGCGCCCCAGGGGGCCAGUGGGCAGGAGAACAGCUGGAACGGCGGCUUGUUGGCUGCCACGCCGGGCGCCCCGCUGGUGCGGAGACCAAGUCUGGGCGCGAUCGAGCCAGCUGCUCCCCAGCCCCUGUGCAACAGAGUGGGCUCCAGGCAGGGACAGCAAGUGGAGAAUGGCUUAGAGCCGCGGCAGAGCACCGGGCACCUGCGGCAAGUAGAGAAGAACGCUGCCCCAGUGCCACGCCCAGCAGCUGGGAAGGCGACUGAGCUGUGCAGUGCUGGCCUAGGAGGGCACAUGGGGACAGACGGUGUGCCACAGGGCAGAGCCACCAUUCAAGAGGGCAGCAGUGUCUCAGAUGCUCAGAAUGGGGCUCCAUGUGAGCAGCAGACACCUGCUAGCCUUGUGCGGAUGGAGCACACCGGCUCCAAGGGUGGCAGAACCUGCAGCGCCCUGCCCAGGAGCGCCAGCUGUGUAUCCCCGGGGCUGGAUGGCCCUUUGCUCGGGGCCCUCCUGGAGACGUCCUUGGACUCCCCAUGGGACAGAGAGGGCAGUGCAGACAGAAUGCCAGAGGGUGGCAUGGCCUGCCCGGGGGCACAGUCCCGCUGCCUGAGCUGCACAGUACUGCGGGCUGAUCUGGAUGCCACGCGGGAGGAGCUGAGAAUCACCCAAGCUUCCACCUUGUAUGGACUGAGCGGCACCCACUUGCAGGGCCUGGCUGAGGCGCUGGGCACCAUCUCGCGCAUUCUGAACGACAGGAGGCCGACGAUGACCAAACCCCCCUGGGGUGCAACCGAGAGCCCAGGCAUGGCUUUACCCCAACAGACACACCUGUCCUGAAGCCCAAGUGCCUGGCGAGCAGCUGGCCGUGGCCCACCACCGAGGAGCCCACACAAUGUUUAGCAGCGGCAUCGGCAGCACCAGGGAGAAGGUGACGACCUCCCACUCGAUCCCAGAGCCGCUAGCAUCAAGCCCCAUACUCGCGGCAGCGCCUGCAGCAGGGAAGCCUUGGACAGGACCUGAGGGGUGCUGGGCCGGCUGCCUGGGGGUGUUGGGAGCUGGAUCCAGCAGGGCCCGUGCUGAGCCAGGGCAGCUGGCGUCUCGUCACUGGACUUUCCAGGGAGCCUUUCCUACUCGACUAGCUUUUUGAUACAAUGUCCCCAAAGCCCCCUACUUUCCCCUUCACUUCUCAGGUUGGUCUCAAUAAAGCAAUGCGCAGAGCUCCAGGCCUGGGGACAUGGUGCCUGCAAAUGGGAGGAAGCGUCUGUGUCAGGGACUCCCAAGCACACCAGGGCUCAUCCUGAUCUCCUUGGGUACAGCAGGGCAUGGUCUCAGCACCCAGCCUGCCUUUCUGGGCACCCACUUGGUGAGGGAAGCCCCCAGCCAGAGUGCCCCACUGGCUGCUGCUGCAGGAGGGAGCCUGUCAGGGGCGUGUCCAGUUAGUUCAACCAGGAGAAUGUUCAGGGGUGACUUGAGCCCUGUCUGUAUGUACCUACGUGGGGAACAACUCUACAGCAAUGGGCUGUGCAGAGGGCCGAGAAAGGUCCAACACCAUCCUGGGGCUGGAAGUUGAAGCUGGACUAAUUCAGCCUGGAAAUGAGGUCUCCGUUUUUAACGUGACAGCAAGGGACCAGUUUCCUGAGGGCCAUGGUGGCUCCUCCAUUACUGUUGAUUGUAAAUCAAGAUGGGCUGUUCUAAACGCUCUGCUCUAGGGCUAAUGUUGGGGCCAUUCUGUGACCUGAGCUAUGUAGGAGGCCGGACUAGGUGAUCACAAUGAUCCCUUCUGGCCUUGGCAUUAAUGCCCCAAUGGUCGAGGGGCUGGGAUUAAAGCAGAUGACUGGGAGAAGGGGUCAUGGCCCUCUGCUGCUGCUUCCCCUUCUCUCCCCGCCAAUUAACCAUGCUCCGUGCAAAUCCAUCCCACACCAGCCACUCCGCUGGUGCUUGCUCAGACUAUGCAAGUCGUAACAAGCCUGUCAAGUUAAGCAUGGCCCACCAACAUGUGUUGUCGUCGUCUCUGUUGUGUUUUUCAAAGCAGAGAAGCAGGAGGCUCUGGUAGCGGGGAGGCUGGGAAAUCCCUCCGGCAGCAAGCUGGGCGUUUUGGAUGUUGCAUUAGUGGGGAGGCUGGCAAAUCCCGCCAGUGGCAGGGCAGAUAUUUUGGACACCCUGUUGGGCGGGAGGCUGGAAAAUGCCUCCAGCAACACAGCUGUGGUUUCUAGACGAUCCAUUACCCGGGAGGCUGGGAAAUCCCUCCCCCGGCAUAGCAGGCAUUUGGGACGUUGUGUUAGCAGGGGGGAUGGGAAAUCCCCCCAGUGGCACAGCAGGCAUUUCAGAGGCCGUGUCCCAGCAGCGCAGUGGGUGUUUUGGACGUCGCGUUAGUGGGGAGGCUGGGAAAUCCCUCCAGUGGCAUGGCGGGUGUUCUGGAUGUCACUUCAGGUGAGAGGCUGGGAAAUCCUGGGUGUAUCGGAUGCUGCAUUAGCAGGGAGGCUGGCACAGCAGCCAUUUAGAACAUUGCACCCUGUGACUGGUCUGUGGUGGCAGGGGAGAAUGCACCACAUUUAUUUCAGGGAUGCCAUUGGCUCCCUGUGCCAGAGGAGUAUCACCCAUGUAUGGGGCAGAUAGGGGGAAGGGACCCCUGGGGCUCUGCCAGAGGAACAUCAGAGAGUCCCUUUGGUUCCAGCUCUCUCCAGCCCAGGUCACUUCCCCCUUGCAGCUGCAGUGGGUAGUUCACCAACGCACAUGGGUCAGAGCAGGGAGGACACACCCACCUGGCUCUCGGCCCCACUGGUUGCACGGUGAGAGCUCUCUUAGCCCGUGCUGGGGUUAACGCCAGAUGUCGGCUGCCUCAGAGCCAGCGGCUCUCCAGCCAGCACCUUCCUUCCUGGGGCCUUUGCCUGGGUUAGGGUCUGCUGGAGGGAGCGUGCUGGCCCAGGACUCUGCCUCCUGCUUGCCUGGCACUGGGCACUUGGCUCUAGGUGUGUGGGGCAGAGUUUAGGAUCAGUCAUUACUAUGCCAGCCUGGCCCAGUGAAGGCUUGCAGAGAGAUGCUCGUGCGGGCCUGUAGCACCCCUCUGGCCCACCCGGGCUUCACAGCCAGAGAAUGCCCAGGCUGGAUAGGCCACAGGGCUCAGACGGAGGGAAACAUCCUAGUGCUCUGCUAACUGGUGGCUGCUAACCCCCCACAGGACUAGAGGAGCUGGAGACGUGGCUGGUGAGGGAGAGUUUCUCCAAUCCAGCGGCAGGGUAACGUCUGACCCUGACCCCGGGUGGGUGGAACUGGGCAGGGCAGGAGAGCCCAGUGGAGCCCAGCCAAGUGGGGUGGUAGGCCUUGGUGUAGUGCAGGAGGGCCUAGCCAGGCAUGGUGGGGCUGGUUCAGAUAAGUGCAGGGCAGGAACUAUUUUUCCACCCUCAGAUAAUACUUGGCUCCCCCCAACACCCCACCGCUGCUCUGCUCCCAGAACAUCUGGGGGCAACUGCAGCACGUGGAGACAGGCAUAGAGCCGCGGAACUGCUCAGUGUGGGUGCACCCUGGAGGAAUUCCCCAGGGCUCCAAGCAGGCAUAUGAAGUCUGCACAGCUUCACUGCCUGGGACACUCCACCCAGCACAGACAGGUCCCUCCCUGACCCCCUGCAGUCUCCAAGAAGGAGCCAACGUGCCCCUGCGGCCCCUGGGGGGGGGGGGCACGUGGCUCUGCGCACUGCACCUCUGUGCAAGCACCACCCCACAGCUCCCAU